Cryptococcus amylolentus CBS 6039 is the source of this 2177-nucleotide messenger RNA. RefSeq lists its product as hypothetical. Gene Ontology annotation, molecular function: transmembrane transporter activity. Gene Ontology annotation, biological process: transmembrane transport. Lineage: Eukaryota; Fungi; Basidiomycota; Tremellomycetes; Tremellales; Cryptococcaceae. The record is from RefSeq and is a predicted model, not a curated record. The transcript has 15 exons. Gene Ontology annotation, cellular component: membrane. Bases 367 to 1839 code for a protein of 490 amino acids.
CUUCGCCAAGUCCCCCGGGUAUCACCCCCUGAGACCACCGCUGGCUCCGCCCAUCCCCUCUUACGGCCCUGUUCUGGCCCCCUUCCCCAUCUCCAUCCACUGUUUGAAGACACGGCAGUGGACGGCCCGCUCUACUCGGGCUCCAAGUCAGCAGACCUCACCACCGGGCACCGGCACUCGCAAGGCAUUCAAACGUGGCUGAGGAAAGUGCGCUGUUAGUGCAUGGGUACCGUGACAACAGCUGCCAGCUUGGCAAAGCCGAACAUAAUUCCAAUUUGCUCCUUUUCUUGAAAGCCGAUCCCAAUUACCCGACGGAUUCAGUUCCCGUUCCCUGAAUUUCAUCUCACACCGUAUAUAUACCGCACCAUGGACGGAAAUCCCCCAGGCUCUUCUUCAAGAGUGACCUUGGACUGUCCCGACGAGCAACAACCUCUGCUCACUACCCAGCACCCUGAUUACCACAUUGAUCCCAUGCUGUCACUCUUCAAAGCUCAGGAUGGCGGCGCGAUAGACCCCACCGCCCAUGUCGACCCCCAGACUGGUGCAGUGAUCGAGAAGAAGACCAAGGCAGAGAGGUGGUUCGUAGCGAGGCUGGACGCGGUCUUAUUGCUCUAUGUGUGUAUCUCGCAGAUCAUCAAGUAUUUGGAUCAGCAGAACAUCUCGGCCGCCUAUGUGUCCGGUAUGAAAGAGGAACUCGACCUCUACGGCAACGAGUACAACUACUUCACCACCUGGUUCAACGUCGGCUAUGCCAUCUUUCUCAUCCCUUCCCAGAUCGUCAUCACCCAUGUUCGCCCCUCCUGGUGGUUGCCGGUGCUCGAGACUUGCUGGGGUGUAUUGACGAUCGCGACAUGCAAGGUCCACAACUACAAACAAGUAUAUAUUCUCAGAGCAUUUACUGGUGCUUUCGAAGCCACUUGUUACCCCGGUGCUAUCAUGCUUCUCAUGUCUUGGUAUACUCCCAGAGAACUCGCCUUGAGAAUUGGAUUCUACCACAGUUGUCAAUCCAUCGGUAAUAUGCUCGCCGGUGCACUUCAAGCAGCCAUCUACAACAACAUGGAUGGUCUCCACGGCAUGUCUGGAUGGAGGUGGAUGUUUGUCAUCGACGGUAUCCUCACUCUUGUCGUUAGUUUUGCAGGUCUCUUCCUCAUCCCCGACUUCCCAUCCAAACCCAACCCUUGGGCCUUCUGGCUCCGCCCUAAACACAUCGACCAGGCGAUGGACCGUGUCGCCCGAUUCCGCCGAGCAGACAACAAGAAGUUUACAUUCCGAUCCGUCAAGAAGGCCAUCUUUAGCCCAUUGUUCUACUUUUUCGUCGUCAUGUACGUCGCGACCGUUCUUGGGCAGGGCGGGUACAGCUAUUUCAACCUCUGGCUCAAGAGUCUCAAGAAUGAUGAUGGUACAGCGCGUUGGUCUGUCGCGCAAAUCAAUGCUAUCCCCAUCGGUGGUGGCGCCAUUAGCGUCGUUAUGAUCUGGUUCUGGGGUUUCUUCUCGGACUACUUUCAGACUCGAUGGGUGCCCGUCGUCGUCCAAGCUUGUAUCGGCCUCGUACCCGGUAUCAUCAUGAGCAUCUGGAAUGUCUCGGACAAUGCCAAAUACUUUAGCUACUUUGUGUGCUACCUUUCCCUCGCUACUGCACCUCCUAUCUGGGCUUGGCUAUCCGACCUCAACCCCUUUGACGCCGAACAGCGAGCCUUCACUCUCGGUUUCGCCAUCGCCUUCUACUAUGCCUGCGGCGCAUGGAGCGGUCCUCUCAUCUGGCCUGCAAGCCAAGCACCUGUAUGUCCAUUCUCUCCCUACCGAGAUUCAUACAGAGUAGUGACGCUUACGGGGCGAUAGCACUACGCGCAUGGAUGGCAAGUCACCAUCGCUUUAUGGGUAUUGGUCAUCAUCCUCGCUUGUUCUCUUCGAUAUGUCGAGUUGAAACACAUCAGACCUCGAAACGUCAAAAAGGCCGAGGCCAAGAUCGCUGCUCAAGAGGCCGAACAAGCCCGCCUCGAUGCCGAGGACGAUGACAUGAAGAAGGAUCCUGUCCUCGACCAGGUGCGACCGGUCGUAAGUAGGGUGUAAUGAUUCUGGGGGGAUUGGGGAAGACUUGUCUUGUUUGGGGUAUUUGGGUAUCUUUGGGAAUCGUUGUAAUAGAGUGUUCGUUGAUGUAUGUCGCUAUGGAACCUUGU